Molecule: messenger RNA, 1701 nt
Organism: Biomphalaria glabrata
Lineage: Eukaryota; Metazoa; Mollusca; Gastropoda; Planorbidae
Exons: 1
Coding region: 1-1701 (566 amino acids)
Source: RefSeq, a predicted model, not a curated record
AUGGAAGAUGAGGGUGUCAUUGAAAAAGUAGAUCAUCCCACUGCAUGGGUCAACUCACUUGUUAUUGUUGAAAAGAAAGGAGGCGGAUUAAGGAUAUGUCUAGACCCUAGAGACCUCAACAAAGCCAUUCAAAGAGAACACUAUCAAUUACCUACUAUAGAAGAAAUAGCUAGUCGACUAAGUGGCAGUCAAGUGUUCACGGUAUUAGAUGCCAACUCUGCCUUUUGGCAAAUUAAAUUAGACAAGAGCUGUACAGAUCUAACAACUUUUAACACACCUUUUGGUCUAAACUCUUCUGCAGAAGUAUUUGCAAAACGUUUCCACCAAGCUUUCGACAUUAUACAAGGGGUUGAGACAUACAUGGACGAAAUACUGAUAGCAGGUAGAACAAUAGAAGAGCAUGAUGAUAGACUUAGGCAAGUUCUUGACAUAGCAAGAAGGAAAGGAAUCAAACUGAAGCCAUCUAAAUGUAGCCUAAGAGUACGACAAGUCAAGUUUGUAGGACAUAUCAUUACAGAUAGUGGUAUAAAGCCUGAUGACUCAAAGAUUGAAGCAAUACAAUCCAUGCCAUACCCUACAGAUCGCAAGGAACUAGAAAGAUUUUUGGGUAUGAUUAAUUAUCUUGGUAAAUUCUUACAGAACUUGUCAGAAAUAACUGCCCCAUUAAGAGAGUUACUUAAACAAGACAACGAGUGGAUAUGGUUGGAACAACAUCAGAAGGCUGUUGAUUAUUUAAAGAGUUUGAUCACAACCGCCCCAGUUUUAGCCUUUUAUGAUGUUUCACAGCCAGUCAAGUUGUCUGUGGAUGCUUCACAGGAGGGACUUGGAGCAGUAUUAAUGCAGAAUGAAAGGCCAGUGGCUUACGCCUCAAGAUCUCUUACAGACUGUGAAAAACGAUAUGCAGCAAUAGAAAAAAAAAUGCUUGCCAUUGUCUUUGGAGUUGAACAUUUCCAUUACUAUGUGUAUGGACGUCCAAUAAAGGUUGAAACAGAUCACAAACCUUUGGAAGCGAUUAUCAAAAAGCCUUUGGCAUCUACACCACCUAGGCUUCAGCGGAUGCUUCUUCGACUAAUGAAAUAUGAAAUACUGCUGGAAUACAAGCCAGGCAAAGAAAUGUCUAUUCCAGACACACUGUCAAGAGCAUCGCUACCAAUCAAAUAUCCCUCAAGUGAUGACUGGCAAGUUCAUCUGAUCGUCAAUAGUUUACCCAUGUCAGAUGAAUAUAUGAACAUUUUUCAGCAGGCCACUGCAGAUGAUGCUGUUUUAAGGCUGUUAAAGAAUAAUAUUAUGAUAGGCUGGCCAAACAAGAGAGCUGAAAUUCCACAAGAAAUUCGAGCAUAUUCAGGAUUUAAAGAAGAACUUAGUGAAAGCAAUGGUUUACUUUUUAAAGGAGAAAGAUUAAUAGUACCAAAAGUAUUGCAAAAAGAAAUGCUUCAAAGACUGCACCAAGGUCAUCUUGGGCGAGAUAGAUGUCUUGUUACAGCUAAGGAGGUGUUCUUCUGGCCUGGAAUGUCUAAGCAGAUUAUAGACAUGGUAUCAACAUGUGCAGUGUGUAACGAACACCAGAAGUCCCAGCAAAAGGAGCCAUUGUUACCACAUGAUACUCCUGUACUUCCUUGGGAAAAAAUUGGAGCUGAUAAUUUUGAGUAUCUCGGUAAAAACUAUUUGCUACUUGUAGAUUACUAUAGUAAUUUUUUUUAG